Molecule: messenger RNA, 1282 nt
Organism: Vigna radiata var. radiata (mung bean)
Lineage: Eukaryota; Viridiplantae; Streptophyta; Magnoliopsida; Fabales; Fabaceae
Exons: 5
Coding region: 344-658 (104 amino acids)
Source: RefSeq, a predicted model, not a curated record
AUGAUUGUAAAUAACACAGAUAGCUUUACACUGGUGGCAUUGAGGACCGUUGUGGAAAAUCGUUUAUUUUACACCGGUUAACGUUAAAACUGGUAUGGAUUAGAUUAAAUAUUCUUUUCCCGCAACUCGCAAAUCGCAACUCGCAACUCUUCUUCUUUUUCUUCUAUGCAAUUUUUUUUUGUUCUCCCUCCUUUCUUCCCCCUUCUUCACUCCUUCCUUCUCUCCAUUCUUCUUCAUUCUCCUGUCAUUGUUCUCGUUAUCGAAGUUGUCGAGGUUGUUGGGUGAAGCUGUUGGUCGGCGUUUGAAGUUGUUCAUCGUGGUUGAAGUUCUCGGUUGUGAAACAAUGCCAACAUUUCCUAUUCAAGGGCUUUGUUUGCUGAGAGCUUCCACAGGUUGUUGUCUACUCAGACUGGAGGAUGUUUGCAUCAAACACCUUGAACAUCAAGUAACAGUUAAAAUUCAACUUCCUGAGAAAUGGUUGAUCACGACAGUUAAAGAAAGAAAUGGACAAGUUGUUGGCAGUGUACAGAGCAACCAGUGCUGGAGUACUGUUGUUGUUAUGUUUCCUUUACUGACUCAGCUCUCUCUUCCCCUUCCUAGGAGCUUGAACAUGCUAGUUGCCAAGACUAUUGGAACCAGAAUCGGAGCCAUUAAAUGAAGCAAUUGCUUCUACGUUCUACAAGCACCACCUUCUUGGCCAUGGUCUUCAAGUCUUUCAUAGUAUCACAAUUCUUCUUUCACCAAAAAAUAUAACGAUCCUUCUAUCAGAAGAGCCAUAACAAACACCAUCCAGGUCAGAUUCUUCUAACAAUUCUCAAAUCUUUCUUACUGAAACAGCAGUUAUCGUCUACACAGCCAUUUAGUUGAGAUUUUCUCUGCAUUGAACUAUGUUAAAAUAAGCCAUUGAUUUAAUUUUACAACCACUCUUCCUAUGUUAAAAUAAGCCUUUUCAAGAGUAUUCUCACUCCAACUUAGGCGUCUAACUUCACCUUCAGUUCUCAAUUUAUCCUUCAGGCAACCCUUCAGUUUCCUGUUAUGGAUAGUAAUUAUGCGUUUGUAAUCAGGUGAACACUCCAGAAAUGGUUUUUGAUCAUAUUAGCUUGCACUUAUGCUUCCCUCAUUACGAUCACUGACAUUCUGCUACACAAAAAAAAGUAACAUAAGCCAUCAAAACUUAAUAAUUUUAGAGCUUAAAUUUGAUAAACUGUAGAAGCUUUUAACUUGUAAAUAAUUAAAAGUUGUCUCCAAUAACAUUUAAAGUAACAUUGNAAAACAGUUUUAC